Molecule: messenger RNA, 1140 nt
Organism: Jaculus jaculus (lesser Egyptian jerboa)
Lineage: Eukaryota; Metazoa; Chordata; Mammalia; Rodentia; Dipodidae
Gene: Cimip2b
Product: family with sequence similarity 166 member B
Exons: 5
Coding region: 60-749 (229 amino acids)
Source: RefSeq, a predicted model, not a curated record
CACAGCCUAGUGUCUGGGCUGGAAGGGAAACAAAAGGAGCGGCUUGGGUUCCCUUGGUUAUGGCCAGCCCCUUCAUCCCAGGGCUCAACCCUCAGUAUCCUCAUUAUCUCCCAGGGUACACUGGACACUGCCCAUUACUUCGCUUCAGCAUGGGCCAGACUUACGGGCAGGUGACCAGUCAGCUACGUCGAGGCGCUCCUGGCCUGGCCUGGCCCCCUGCCCAACGCACACUUCUGCCUCCCAUUCAACCUCCAAGAUCUCGUGAGCUUCCCCGGGGGAGUCUGCCUCCCAGGUGUGGGCAUGAAAGGCUCAGCUCCAGCAUGGUCCCUGGGUACACAGGUUUUGUACCCCAGGCUCAGUUUAUCUUUGCUAAGAACUGCAACCAGGUCUGGGAUGAGGCUCUGCAUACCUUUACUCAGUGGCAUGGGAGACAAAAGAAUCAUGAACUGUCAAAGGAGGUUAAUGAAGAAAAAGACAUGGAGAAAGACCAAGAGUUAGGGGCAGAGGAGCCGCCAGAAAUGAAGCAGAAGGUAGAACAAGCAUCCCCUUACUCCAUGGAUGACAGAGACCCUCAGAAGUUCUUCAUGUCAGGCUUCACUGGCUACGUGCCCCGUGCCCGCUUCCUCUUUGGCUCCAGCUUCCCUGUGCUCACCAACCAGGCACUGCAGGAAUUUGGGCAGAAGUACUCACGGGGCAGUACCCCAAAGGAUCCUAAACAUCUCCCCCCAAUUCCCAGGCCCAGCCUUUAGCCCCUGGGUAUUCUAGCUCACUAUGGGGGCUAUGUGCUGGGUGAGAAUAGCCUUUUGGGGAUUUGGGGGGACUGGAAUGUUGGUGUGGGUAUGGGAUGGCUAUGGUUUGGGGAACUGGAACAAAUGUGAUUGAGCUUUGUUGUUAGGAAACUAAGGCAGCUCACAGUGGGGAGUUCGGAAUAGAUUUUCGAGGCAGUUUGGAGUCUCAGGCAAUUGGCUGAGAAUUAAAUGUUUUUCAUGCCGCUGGCUACAUAUGACAGAGGUUCUUGGCCACAUAUUUGGGCAUCUCACCCAUGAUGCUUUGGGUCUCAGCACUUCCCAGAAGCAACCCUUGGCUUAUGUACCCAUUCUUCAAGUUCUCCCUUUUCAUCCUACCCCAGUUAUCCUUUUG